Molecule: messenger RNA, 1427 nt
Organism: Thamnophis sirtalis
Lineage: Eukaryota; Metazoa; Chordata; Lepidosauria; Squamata; Natricidae
Source: RefSeq, a predicted model, not a curated record
AAGCGGGCCGGGUGUCUCUUUUUUUUUUUCCCCCUCUCAGAUUCCUCGCUCGGCUUUUCUUCCCUUCUCAAAGCGCGGCUCGCCGGGAAUCGGGUUUUUUUCCCCCUCGCCUCAGCCCGGAGCGGAGACGGUUCAUCCUCUACGGGAGAGACAAUGAGGUUCCGACCUUUCGUGCCUCACAUCCCCUUCGACUUCUACGUGUGCGAGAUGGCUUUCCCCCGGGUCAAGCCGGCUCCCGAUGAAACCUCUUUCAGUGAAGCCUUGUUGAAGAGAAACCAGGAUCUUGCUCCAUCGUCUGCUGAACAGGCCUCCAUUCUUUCACUGGUCACCAAGAUCAACAACGUGAUCGACAACUUGAUUGUGGCACCGGGAACGUUCGAAGUGCAAAUCGAAGAAGUCCGCCAGGUGGGCUCGUACAAAAAAGGCACCAUGAUGACUGGCCACAACGUGGCGGAUCUGGUUGUGAUCCUCAAAAUCUUGCCCACGUUGGAAGCUGUCGCUGCUUUGGGGAACAAGGUAGUGGAGAGCCUUCGCACCCAGGACCCCGCGGAAGUGCUGACCAUGCUGACCAACGAAACGGGCUUCGAGAUCAGCUCGGCCGACGCCACGGUGAAAAUCCUCAUCACCACCGUGCCCCCCAACCUCCGCAAGCUGGACCCCGAGCUGCACCUGGAUAUCAAAGUGCUGCAGAGCGCCCUGGCUGCCAUCCGGCACGCCCGCUGGUUUGAAGAGAACGCCUCGCAGUCCACGGUGAAAGUUUUGAUCCGCCUCUUAAAGGACCUCAGGAUGCGUUUCCCCGGCUUUGAGCCUCUCACGCCGUGGAUCCUCGACCUGCUGGGACAUUAUGCAGUUAUGAAUAAUCCCACUCGGCAACCUCUGGCCCUCAACGUGGCUUACAGGCGCUGCCUUCAGAUCCUGGCCGCAGGCUUGUUCCUUCCUGGCUCGGUCGGCAUCACCGAUCCGUGCGAGAGCGGAAAUUUCAGGGUCCACACCGUUAUGACCCUGGAGCAACAGGACAUGGUUUGCUACACAGCUCAAACCCUCGUCCGCAUUCUCUCUCACGGAGGCUACCGGAAGAUCCUCGGGCAGGAAGGAGACGCCAACUACCUCGCCACGGAAAUGUCCACCUGGGAAGGCGUGAUCGUGACCCCGUCGGAGAAGGCUUACGAGAAGCCGCCGGAAAAGAAGGAAGGGGAAGAGGAGGAAGAUAAUCAGGAAGAGCCGGUUGCUGGGGAGGAGGAAGAAAACAUGGAAACUCAAGAGUGAUUCGGGGGUGGGGGACCCUCAGGGGGAUUCCGCCUUGUCCGAAACGCGAUGGGAUGAGCCAGUGACGGGAUCGAGUCCUCCCUCCUUUCUGUCCCACUUCUUCAAUGUCUUUGUUUUUUUAUAACUCGUUACCAUUAAAAUGGGGGUGUCCCUUAUAAAAA